Molecule: messenger RNA, 1674 nt
Organism: Daldinia childiae
Lineage: Eukaryota; Fungi; Ascomycota; Sordariomycetes; Xylariales; Hypoxylaceae
Product: putative transporter C36.02c
Exons: 5
Coding region: 1-1674 (557 amino acids)
Biological process (GO): transmembrane transport
Molecular function (GO): transmembrane transporter activity
Source: RefSeq, a predicted model, not a curated record
AUGGGACGGCUUAUUCGUGUCCUAUCGCGGGCUACGGCAAAGCCAUAUAAAACUGCUGAGCUGGAAUUCGAAGAACGCCCGUACCUAAAUGAUGAUGGGCAUAUCGAUUUUAAACCCGACGAUAUUGAGAACCCGCAUAACUGGUCUACCCCUAGGCGCUGGUACGUGACAAUAUGCUCGGUUUUACUCGUUGUGAAUGCUACCUUCGCAUCGUCGGCCCCUUCUGGUUGCUUUGGUAGCAUAUCUGAAGAGUUUAAUAUUUCGGAAGAAGCGGCUGGACUCACUAUAACCCUUUUCCUCUUAGGUUAUUGCGCAGGUCCUCUCGUCUUUGCUCCCCUAUCGGAGUUCUACGGAAGAAGAUGGAUUUUCUAUAGUACCUUCUUGCUGUACAUCGCAUUCAAUUUCCUCUGUGCUUUCGCGCCAAACUUCGGGAGCUUGCUCGUUGGCAGAUUUUUAACAGGCACGUUCGUGAGCGCUCCGCUUAGCAAUAGCCCGGGUGUGCUUGCGGACCUAUGGGGUCCUGUUGAGCGCGGAUUUACGAUGGCUGUUUUCUCAUGCAUGGUUUGGGUAGGGCCAGCUCUUGGGCCAGUUGUCGGAGGGUUUCUUGAGCUUACGAAGAACUGGAGAUGGAGUUUUUAUGUUUUGUUAUGGCUCGGCGGCGCUACAGCGAUACCUAUGUUUACCAUUCCUGAGACUUUUGGCCCUAUGAUAUUGGUCCAUCGAGCUCGUCGCAUAAGGAAGGCUAAGAUCUUGGGUUACGAAAAUGUCAAGGCUCCGGUUGAAGAAAGCGACCGCUCAUUAUUAGGGAUCUACCGCGUGGCUCUCACGAGGCCGUGGAUUAUCCUUUUUGAUCCCAUCUCCUUCCUAUGUGCUGUAUACAUGUCUGUCGUGUACAUGCUGCUCUACAUGCUAUUCACCAUAUACCCAAUAGUCUUCCAGCAGAAACGAGGGUGGAAUGCUGGGGUUGGCGAGCUCCCCUUGAUUGGAACCGUGGUCGGGUCCUUCAUCGGGGCUAUCAUCGUCUUCUUCGAUUCUAAGCAUAAGACUAAAAAGAUGCAGAACGGGAUACCCCUAAAACCUGAGGACAGGUUAACUCUAGCUCUCAUUGGCGGCGUUCUUUUUCCGGCCACCAUGUUUUGGUUCGCAUGGACCGCAGAGUUUAAUUCUAUUCAUUGGAUAGUCCCAACGAUAGCUGGUGUAUUCUUGGCGACCUCGCUCAUGCUUAUAUUUGUCGGGUAUUUGAAUUAUCUGGUUGACACCUACUUGAUGUAUGCCGCGUCGGCUAUUGCUGUAAAUACUGUUUGUCGCUCAGCUUGCGGUGCUGCGGCGCCAUUGUUCACCAACUAUAUGUUCGAAGCGCUCGGCGUUGGAGGUGGAGGAUCCUUAAUCGGUGGUGUCGCGACAUUGUUAGCAGUGAUUCCAUUCGCCUUCUAUAAGUAUGGCGAACGUAUCCGUGCCCGCUCGAGGUUCGCACCCACCGGCCCCAAGAAGCCCGACGACGAGGAGGCGCAGCAAACUAAAGGGGAUAGGUCCGUAGCACCCAGUACAGACCUCUCGCCGCAGUUAUUAGAAUCGUCUAGUACGAUGACCGAUGAGGAGGUGCAUGAGACAGAGGUCGAGAAAAAGGAAAGUCGUGACGAUGUCCAGAAUGCGCUGGGAGAGCCCGAGAGAUGA